This is a messenger RNA of Suillus subaureus, 2850 nucleotides long. Its product is annotated as SacI homology domain-containing protein. The transcript is spliced from 13 exons. Bases 58 to 2658 code for a protein of 866 amino acids. Gene Ontology annotation, molecular function: phosphatidylinositol-3,5-bisphosphate 5-phosphatase activity. Gene Ontology annotation, cellular component: intracellular membrane-bounded organelle. The record is from RefSeq and is a predicted model, not a curated record. Gene Ontology annotation, biological process: phosphatidylinositol dephosphorylation. NCBI's taxonomy places the organism in Eukaryota, Fungi, Basidiomycota, Agaricomycetes, Boletales, Suillaceae.
UUGCCGUAGUACCUACAGUUAGGUCGCAGUUAAGACUGUUGCACCUGCCAGGUUGCCAUGGACCGACUAGCGUCACAGUCAGAUCCACCAAGCUCAUCGACAUUCCCGACCGCUGGGUUUCAGGGUAGAGCUACGGAGUCGUCAGACAAGUCAAUACAACCUCCUGCCAAUUGUAACUCGAUACACAAAUUCUCUGCGUUCAAUAAGUUCAUUUUAUACGAGAACAAACUACGCUUCUAUAUCGUCGCAUCUAACGCCUCUGAUUCGCGUCACCGGAUUGUCAAGAUUGACCGCACCUCACAAACUGACGUUGCUAUUAUCGAAGACGACACCGACUACAGCGGCAAGCAAAUGAGCAACAUGCUCAAGAUGCUGGAGGAUGGUAACAAGGGAUCUGGUGGGCUUGGCAAGGCACGCAUAAUAUUUGGAAUUGCAGGAUUCGUGAAGUUCACGGCUGGGUGGUACAUGAUCGUCAUAUCAAAGCGUUCUGUUGUGGCACUUCUUGGUGGCCACUAUUUGUACCAUUGCGAGAACACAGAGAUGAUACCUGUUCCAUCCAAUCACAAGAUUGAGCGCCCUGCCGAGGAGCAGCGCCUUGUGAGUAUGUUUAAGCAAGUUGAUAUGUCGAAGAACUUUUACUUCAGUUACUCAUACGAUAUCACUUCUACGCUUCAAAAUAACCUCACCAAGCCCGAGCGUUUCAACGGUACCAGAUGGUCCUUCAAUGAUCGAUAUGUUUGGAAUUUUCACAUGAUCGCUGCACCUCUCAAGGAUUCUCCCGCCACUAGCGUCCGGCGUCCAUGGCUACUGUCACUCAUACAUGGACAUGUAGACCAAGCUAAACUUACUGUACUUGGGCGUGUAGUCUUUGUAACGCUUAUUGCUCGUCGAUCGCGCCAUUAUGCUGGAGCUCGAUAUUUGACACGCGGUGUCAAUGAAGAGGGAAAUGUUGCAAACGAGGUUGAGACCGAGCAAAUUGUAUCAGAAGCACUAACGACACCAUUUUACUUCCCCCCUGCCGGUCCCUCAACAGGCGAAUAUCAACGUCGGCCAAGCCCUCAGUAUACCAGUUACGUUCAGUACAGGGGCAGCAUUCCCAUAUACUGGACGCAGGAAACUACUAGCAUGACUCCCCGACCGCCCAUUGAAAUCAGCGUUGUAGAUCCCUUCUAUGUCGCUGCAUCCCGUCAUUUCGACGACCUUUUUGCACGAUAUGGCGCGCCAAUCACAGUCCUCAACCUCAUCAAGCGGCGAGAGCCGCAGCCACGCGAAUCGAAGUUGUUAGAUGAGUAUACUCAAUGCGUCAAAUAUUUGAACCAAUUUCUGCCGGAUGAGUACAAGAUGGUUUAUCGGGCUUGGGACAUGUCACGGGCAUACAAAGAGAAGACACAAGAUGUUAUAAGCUACCUCGAGGACAUAGCGGAGGUAUCUAUUCAGAUGACUGGUUUCUUUCAUUCCGGUGUGGAACCACUCGCUCAUUGUCUCGAUAAUGGCAACUUUGAAGAGAACGAACAUUACCGUCGUUCCAUCUUGCUGCAGAAUGGUGUAUGCCGCACAAACUGUGUUGACUGCCUGGAUCGUACGAAUGCAGCACAAUUUGUUUUCGGGAAGCGUGCUCUGGGUCACCAGUUGUAUGCCCUCGGUGUUGUUGCCAGCCCAAACCUCCCAUUCGAUUCAGAUGCGGUGAACAUGUUGACUGAAAUGUAUCAUGACCAUGGAGAUACCAUCGCGCUGCAGUAUACCGGCAGUGCACUUGUGAAUCGGGUAGAGACAUAUCGCAGGAUGCCUCACUGGAAUAGUCACUCAAGGGACAUCAUCGAAAACAUCCGCCGUUUUUAUGCCAACUCUCUUCUUGACGCAGACAAACAAGCAGCAAUUAAUCUCUUUCUUGGCGUGGCAGCUGAACGCAGCUUGGUGCUUCCUCCGAAGCGUGGUCAGUACCAGAAAUGGUUCCAGAAGCGGCAUCUCCAAGUGUUGUACGAUGUGAUGGAGUGCUCGUCAGCGUUGUGUGACUUUGUCAACGUCGGCGGAGAGUUUUGGGCGGAGUACUACCGACCGCUCUUAUUUACUUCACUAGGAAAGCACUUUGCGUACUCCAUGAAUAGCACAUUGAAGCUACCAGGGAAGACUCUGAAGGAUAUUGCUUACAGUCCAUUUCUCCCUCACAGUACUCGUCCAACACACCAUCCACGGUGCGUAUUCGACUUAGUCUAUGGUAUUUCAUGCAAACUGUUUUCCAGGCUCAUGGCUGGAGUUCGUCGUUGGAUCGGCACGUAUCCUUCGUCUCAGCACGGGUUUUCCAAGAAGGCAUUGAGCUCCAAACAAGAGGUGCUGAAAUCAGACCUACCUUCCACUGAUGACCCUCGUUCAUCAGCUGCGCUUGUCAAGAGGUUGUUGCAUCCAGACGUGCCAGUUGAAGAGCAAACAGAGUAUCUGAAAUAUGUUGAUCAGUGCUUUGCUUUGCUAGAGGCAUGUAAUGAUGAAGCAGAGCCUGAAGACAAAGAAAUAUAUGAAAGGUUUGUCAGAAAGUCAAAAGGUUUUGUAGAGGAGGGUAAUUCACUUGACACUUAUGUUACUUACAUUAGAAGUAUGGAGGUGGAGGAUGCAGGUACUUAUGGAGAGGACUUAGUGGCCACUUAUGAACAAUGGCUGGGAUAGACAAUGUUGAUUGUUGUAAUCUGGAAAAUUGGGGUUGCUAUAUAGCACUACAUAGUGUGCAUCAGGGAAUGUUUUAACUGCUAGGGCUGUUCACUGUAUGGUAUUGGUAUACUGUAGGCUUUAGGCAAUAGCAUGUGCAAUUUAUGGGUAUUCCAUGUUGUACCUGCACCCACACCUAGCAAAACCAUACCU